Messenger RNA from Stylonychia lemnae, 342 nucleotides. Lineage: Eukaryota; Ciliophora; Spirotrichea; Sporadotrichida; Oxytrichidae. The record is from the annotation of a GenBank genome assembly.
AUGGGGGCUCAAGCAUCAACUUCAAAUAAUAUUCCAUUGAAGUCCAAAUCUUUAUCACAGAAAUUAUUCCUAGAUAUUGCAGAUGAUAUUGGCUCUGGAAAUGCUGACGAGUAGGACAUGCAGGUAAGAAUAGGUUCUUACAAGGAUCUAAAGUCAAAGUUUCUGAGUGCUUCAAAGUUACACCUGGAUGAGCAGCUAGGAUACAACUCGACUCAGGAAUUCACUGACGAAAGUCUUGAUGAGGUCCGCUUCAGAGAGCAAAUGCUUGAAGACACCAAAAUGCUAGGCAGUCCAGCUGCAGGCUCACCCACCAAGUAAUCGUUCAAAUCGAAGUUUGAAUGA